Molecule: messenger RNA, 972 nt
Organism: Nicotiana tabacum (common tobacco)
Lineage: Eukaryota; Viridiplantae; Streptophyta; Magnoliopsida; Solanales; Solanaceae
Source: RefSeq, a predicted model, not a curated record
AUGGAUACACAACAUGAGAGUAGUGCCCUCGACACUGCACCAGGAGAAAUUGCGGGACACAAUGGGGUUAGGAAGCGUUUUGAGCUAAUAUGGAGUUUUGGAGGCCAAGUAAAAGCUUAUGGACAAAAUAAUUUCAGACCCAAGGGUCAGGGACCACCAGGUUUUCAGAACCAGCAGAGGCAACAAGACCAGCCACCACAACCAAAUCAGUCAAAUAUGGAAGAUCGCAUGAAGGGAUUCAUCAACAAAAUAAAUGAAAAAUUCGAGACCCAUGGCACGACUAUCCGAAACUUAGAAAGGCAAAUGAGACAGAUUGUAAAUUUGUUGUCUCAGAGGGCUCCUGGGACUCUUCCAUCCGACACUAAAAAGAACCCGAAGGAAACAAUCAAAGCGGUAUCUCUGAGAAGCGGAAAAGAAUUGACUGAUCCAAUAGUGAAGGCUAAAUCAGAAGUGGUCAACAAGCAGAUUGAGACACCAUCAGAGGAAAAGAAUGAAGAGAAAAAAAGCCAGAAUAACGGGGUGCAAAAUGAAAAUGAAGAAAGUAGACAUAUGCCAGCUCUACCUUUUCCUCAAAAGAUGAAGCGGGAGAAACUUGGCAAGUGUUUUGGGAGAUUCUUGGAGAUGCUCAAACAACUUUAUGUGAACAUACAGUUCACAGAGGUACUCACUCAGAUGCCCGCUUAUGCAAAGUUCUUGAAGAAAAUUCUAUCUAGCAAGAGAAAAUUUGAGGAGACAACAAUGGUCAAGCUGAAUGCCCACUGCAGUGCUAUAUUACAAAAAGAAAUUCCCCAAAAGUGUGGGGACCCAGGAAGCUUCACCACACCAUGCUCGUUGGGGAGUGACAAUUUUGACAAGGCCCUUAGUGAUUUAGGUGCCUCUAUAAAUCUAAUGCCUCUAUUUGUAUUCAGUAAACUGGAAAGUGAACUUGGAGUGAUCCAAUCAAUACCAGUGUCCCUACAACUGGCCAACUAG